UUAUUCAUUAUGAUACAUGCUUUUACACAAAAGCUCCACUGACCUCAAUGGGACAUAGGGAAGGUUUAAUUUGUAAUUUCAGUCCCUCAUUCCUAGGAUUUUGUGUCAGGUCUAGAUCCCUGUAACUACUUCCUUUCUUUUUCAGCCACAGACAAUUAUUUAAGAAAAGUAGGGAUUUUCCUGAGGGCCUGGUUCAGUUUAAAGACCUUCGGAGGGGCAUAUUCCAGGGAUGGAUGUGGCCAAAUGCAGAAACAAAUAUGAUAUCAUAUUUUAUCCUAAAUCUUUUAUUGCCAAUAACAGAGUUUUAGGAGAGGUUUCAGUGUUUCAGAAGGGGAGAAAAUCCAUACAAAAGUGUCAUAUCUUUUGUCAUAACCACAGAGGGCUGGAUUUGGAAGUGCACACCAUGGAGGCCCACUAAUUAUUAGGAUUGCCAUAAAUCGGAAAUUAUUUGAAGGCAUACAACCACAACCACAACAAGAUUUGUUUACUUCAAGGCAAAUAUGUCUAGGAUUGUAGCAUUGCAAUGGUAAAAUGUAUAGUUUUGAUGCUUUAAAAUUAUAAUGAAGAGUAUUCAUUUACAAAUAUCCCCACCCAUGUGGAACUUCUUUGCAUGUUUGACUCAAACUGAAGUACAGCAGCAGAGUUAGCGCUGUGCUAGAAAGACAACAUUCUUCCAGUACCUUUUGAACUGUUAGCAUUUUUGGUGUUCUGCCUUAGAAUUUCUUGUGAGAAUAUAUAAACUUCUAGAACUGCACUGUACUUCUGCUUCUUUCCUGGGUGCUUUAACUAUGAAAAAUUAAAAGGAUUUGCAUUACUGUAGAUUACCUUUUCUUUUAUUCACUAAGUUUUAUAAUUAGGGGAAGGUGUUGUUGUUUUUCUUGGCAGCUCCUUUAGUUUCCAUAUGAGGAAUUAUAAAAUAUCACUGUAGCUAACCAUGAUAGAUAAUUAUGAUAGGUAAAGUUUAUCCUACAACGAUUGUGUUUUGCUGAGAAAGGCUCCAUUAAAUCGUGUUCCUAAUGGAAAAGUGUCAUUUCCCCUACCCUUAGGGUUUAGUUCUUAUUUUAAGAGGGAAGAUGGAAUUUAUAGCUACAGAAUCAUUUGUGAGUCCUUUAAAAGGGUUCUUGACAUUGCCAUCGGGAAACCAAGAAAAGAAAAGAGAUGGCAUCACUUGUAAAUUAGAUGACAAACCACGUUUGUAUGUCAUUGGCAGUAUACGAAAAGUGAACCAGAAAAUUGCUCAUUUAGAACUUGGACCGAAAAGAUACGACAGUAGCGACGUAGUGAUUGAGGAUGCAGCACUGAAGAGACAUGUAGUGCAAAGGGGUUUUAAAAAAAGAGUGUCAGUCAAAGUGAAAGAGAGAGACCAGAAGGUGAUACAAAAAUCUAGUGGGCGUGGCUCAGAGGUUGAUCCUUCCAUAACUCUGGGCAAAAUUUCUCAGAAGAAGUUUGUAGCAGAAAAAGAUAAACUUGUGGAGCUGUACCAGUACCCAGGAUACACUAAGGAAGAACCAACACCACUGCCAAAUGGAGUAGACCUAGAUGAAAUUUUGCAGAAGGUGAUUCGGGCCCAGAGAAAAACAUUAAUUGGAAAGACAAGAUGGUCAGUGAAGAUGUUGUACAAGUUUCUCAGUGCUCCAUGCAUCCAGGCUAUUUUGUUAGACAGUUUCUGGUGGCAGUUUCUACACUUGUAUCAUGUAAGAAAGCAGCUGACUAGUUGGGUGUUGCCAGAUCGAGAAAUUCAAGGACAUUUAUUUGAACGCAUUGCAGAAAAUUAUUCCCGCACUCUCUUGGGCUGUCACAAGGUUUCCAACCCAGAGCACAUCUUUACAUUUUUCCCAUCAUUGUUGAGUCAAGCUGUGUAUACCUGCUUCUGCUGCUGUUUCCCAAGGUCGUGGUUCAAUACACAUGAAUUCAAGGCUCAUCUCUGCGAUGUAUUCUCUGAGUGGCUUGGAGGUACAUUGCAUGCUCCAGGUAGCUUCAAUAAAUGGGAUUAUUCUGAACUGGAACCAGAGCGAUCUAGGAGAGAAAAUUUGCUGUCAGGAAAGAGACAGUUUAGAACUGGCUGUGAUGUUUCCUUUACUAGCGACAUGUUAUGUAGUGCUUUGGGGAAACCCUCUUUGCAGUUCCAAAAGAGUGGCAGCUCUUCAAGGAAGGUUGUUAACAAGUCCAUUAAAAAAACCAAGAGGCCUGUCUCUGAGAAAAAAGCUCAACAGCAGCAUUCCAAAAAAGAGGAACCCCUUUCUCAGUUUGUGUCAAGCGAAUACCAGGUUAAGGAAGAUGGGCAAAAGGAUUCAUGGAACAAACAACAGAGCUCACAAAAAAAGAAGAAAUUGAAGAUUGCUUUGCUUCCUCGAGAGUCACACCCAGCCUGUUGUGGUCCUGAAUUCACCUGGCAUCAUUUGAAUAUCCGUGGACACAGCCCGCUAAUUCAACACUUCCUUGAAAAACGGCAUGCUCUGUCAAAGGGUGGCUGUGACAUCUUCUUGCCUAGGAGAGAGAUCUGCAAACCAAUACCAGAGUCUGCCCAAACAUAUGCAGAAGUGAUCAAGGACAGUUUUGAUAUUCUCCAUCAGAGGCACAAGGCUUUCACAAAAACCUAUUUGAGACACCAGAGGGAAAUGAGGAAUUUUGAUCAACAGUGCAAGGAUAACCAAGAACUUUUCAGGCAAGAGAUGCAGGAAGAGAUGAAAAGAAGGCAAGCCCAAAAGCAGAAAGAGUUGCUCAAUGCAGAAGUACUGGGUAGUUCAGAAAAGAGUUCAACCCAUCUUCCAAGAGUCUCGUUUAUAUUGCCAACUUAAUUCAUAUGGGGUCGUAACAACACUUAUUACACCACCUUUUUAAUUGAAUUAGUAUGUUGAUUUAAAUUCAAAUUAAAAAUAUUUGAGAUUGGCUUGUGUAACUGUAAUUCCAGUCUGGUUUACAGAAAGAAUAUAUAUAAAAAAUAAAACUAGAUUUCAUACACACACAAACACACACACACACACUUCCAGUUUUGAAACAUUUGCAAUUCAAAAGCAACAGAAGCUGAUGCUCUUUUAAGAGUAGGAAUUUUAAAAAGGUCCAAGAAAAUUUUGUUGACAGCAUUUUUUAUGAAUUAAUGGCAUUUGAUGUUUCUUAUGUUAAAAUAUGUUGACUCUUGAAAUGUAGUUUGCCAUACUUUUUCAUUCCUAAUUUUGCUGGUGUCUUAGAAAUAGUUUUUUUUACAACAAAAAUAGUCCUUUUAUUUUUCUACAAAGAAAGUCUAUUUGUGAUAAUGUAAAAGUUGUGACCUACACAAUUCUCAAAAAAUUGAAAUACUUCUUCAGAAAUCAUAUUGUGUUUCACACACACCAGCAGUACUAGGUUAAAUAUACUUUGUCCCAUAAAACCAUUUUUGAUUUACUGAAACAAUAUAUAGGCCUCAUUCCCAGUUACAAAUAAACUAGCUUGCGAUCCAGAUCGAUUGAUUCGACAGUGGAGUGUGGUUCACACUGCAUUUGCCCCAAUUGCAUUUUCUUGUUGUAAAAUAACCCACUUCUCAUUCACAUUGACCAGUGAUUCGAUUCCAAAAGGACCCUCUUCAGUGGAUGAUCAUCUGAUCACGUCAUUCAAAAAAAUCUAUUCUGAUCUGCAUCCCAUUCACACUUGUGCUGAAUCAAUUUAUUGCAAAAGGCAUG
Messenger RNA from Sceloporus undulatus (fence lizard), 3656 nucleotides. It is a transcript of the gene FAM227A, whose product is annotated as family with sequence similarity 227 member A. The transcript has 15 exons. NCBI's taxonomy places the organism in Eukaryota, Metazoa, Chordata, Lepidosauria, Squamata, Phrynosomatidae. The record is from RefSeq and is a predicted model, not a curated record. Bases 1074 to 2798 code for a protein of 574 amino acids.